This is a messenger RNA of Carica papaya (papaya), 1092 nucleotides long. Lineage: Eukaryota; Viridiplantae; Streptophyta; Magnoliopsida; Brassicales; Caricaceae. The record is from RefSeq and is a predicted model, not a curated record.
CGUAUCAAUGGGUUGCGAGCUGUUUUUGGAGAAGUAUAUCCUGAUCCAGUUAGAGUUGUGGCGAUUGGCCGUCAAGUGGAGGAUCUCCUUGCAAAUCCAGAAAAUGAAGAAUGGUUAUUGAUAUCCGCAGAAUUAUGUGGAGGCACCCAUAUAACAAAUACACGGGAAGCUAAAGCAUUUGCUCUUCUAUCUGAGGAGGGAAUUGCUAAAGGAGUUCGAAGGAUUACUGCUGUCACCACUGAUUCUGCUUUCAGUGCAAUGGAAUUAGCGUCUGCACUUGAACGUGAAGUAGAUUAUGCAUCCCGGAUCGAAGGAAGCUUGCUAGAAAAGAAAGUCGCUUCAUUCAAAAGUCGUGUAGACUCAGCUCUUAUUCCAGCUGCCAAGAAGGCUGAUAUCAGGGCCAAGAUUAUGCUACUUCAGAACCAAGUGAGAAAAGCACAAAAGAAAAUUGCUGAAGCAAAUAUCCAGAAAGCCGUCAAGAUUGCAACUGAGACAGCAGAAAUUGCCACUUCAGCUGGGAAUUCAUUCUGCAUAUCUCAUGUUAAUGUUGGUCUAGAUGCAGCCGCAGUUCGCGAGGCUGUUUUAAAAGUCAUGGACCAGAAGGGAAUACCGGCAAUGGUUUUCAGUACAGAUGAAACUACAAACAAGGCAAUUGUGUGUGCUGGCGUACCAGAGAAAUCAGAUAAGUGCAUGCAGUUGGAGGUAUCCGAGUGGUUGACUGCUGCUUUAGGGCCCCUAAAAGGUAGAUGCGGAAAAGGAAAAGGUGGUCUUGCUUCCGGCCAGGGAACGGAUGCAUCAAAUCUCAAGGAAGCAAUUGAUUUGGCAACAUCAUUUGCCUCAAUGAAAUUGAGAUAAUACUUGUGUAAGUGGCAGGUCUUGCCACCGCAACCAGCUAUUAUUCCAGGUUGAUGAUGUACUUGCUAUUGCAACCAGCGGCUAAGGCAAUGAUAUACUGAGGCCUUAUUAUGUUUCUCGUCAUAUUAAAAUAUACAAAAUGAAUUGUUUAUUUAUUAAAUUUCUUUUAACUAAUUCUUUUGCACCAGUUUGAGUUACUGAUAUAAAAGAGAUUAAUCAGAUUGGUUAUGCUUUUUU